Messenger RNA from Quercus lobata, 846 nucleotides. Its product is annotated as late embryogenesis abundant protein At1g64065-like. The transcript has a single exon. The record is from RefSeq and is a predicted model, not a curated record. NCBI's taxonomy places the organism in Eukaryota, Viridiplantae, Streptophyta, Magnoliopsida, Fagales, Fagaceae. The coding region runs from base 87 to 731 and encodes 214 amino acids.
UUCCAUAAACUACUUUCAAAAAACUAACUAGCAAGAGAGUAAAGAAACAGAAAAAGCUUUUGUAUUCACUGUUCCAAGAGAAGAAAAUGGCAGAGAAAACGAACCAGCAGGCAUACGCCAUGGCACCAGCAACUAAGCAACCCAGAAGUGAUGAAGAGUCUGCCACUUUAACAUCUGAGGAGCUCCGUCGAAAGAAAAGGAUCAAGUUGGCCAUAUAUAUUGCUGCUUUUGCUGUGUUUCAGACCAUUGUCAUCUUGGUGUUUGCACUCACUGUGAUGCGUGUUAAGACCCCUAAGGUCAGAUUGGGCACUGAUGUCACGUUCCAGAACUUCAGCGCUGGUACCCAAGCAUCACCUUCCUUUGACUUGAGUUUCACAACCCAAGUUAGGGUUAAGAACACUAACUUUGGUCCCUACAAAUUUGAUAGCACCACUGCCACGUUCAUGUACCAGGGUGUGACAGUGGGGCAAGUCACUAUUCCUAAGGGUAAGGCUGGGCUACAAUCGACCAAAAAAGUUGGUGUCACAGUAAAUGUGAAUUCAAAUGCGCUGCCAAGUACUACCAAUCUUGGAAGUGAGUUAGGUGGUGGGGCCUUAACUCUGAACAGCCAUGCCAAACUUAGUGGGAAAGUGGAAUUGAUGUUUGUAAUGAAGAAGAAAAAGUCAGCCGAAAUGAACUGCAGUAUGACUAUUGAUUUGUCAGCGAAGGCGGUCCAAUCUAUUAUUUGCUAGUAAACAUAGAAGCUGUUUAAUUUCAUUUCUUUUAAUUCUAUUUUUUGAAUGGUAUUGUAAUUGUUUUGUUCUUCUUAUUAUUAUAGUUGUUUGGAAAUAUUUGUAUUGACCUUUA